AUGGCCCCCACUCAACUCCCGACAUCGGGAAACCCUCUAGUUUUCUUCGACAUAACACUUGGAGGAGAACCGCUCGGCCGUAUCACAUUUGAGCUCUUCAAAGAUGUAGUGCCUCGAACGGCUGAGAACUUCCGCCAGUUCUGCACUGGCGAAUCUAAGAACUCGAUGGGCCGACCUCAAGGGUACAAGGGCUCAAAGUUCCACAGAAUAAUACCCAGCUUCAUGUGCCAAGGUGGCGACUUCCUCAAUGGCGACGGAAGCGGCAGUACUUGCAUCUACGGCACCAAGUCUUUCGCAGAUGAAAACUUCGACCUUAGGCACGACCAGCCCGGCUUGCUGUCGAUGGCAAAUGCCGGUCCCGGAACGAACGGCUCGCAGUUCUUCAUCACCACAGUACCCACCCCUUUUCUGGAUGGCAAACAUGUGGUUUUUGGCAAAGUCGUCGAUGGUAUGGAUAUUGUGAAGAAGAUGGAGGCAACGAAGACUGGCUACCGCGGCAAAGACGUCCCAAACCUGGACGUAGUGAUCGCACAAUGUGGCGAGAUGUAG
Molecule: messenger RNA, 549 nt
Organism: Truncatella angustata
Lineage: Eukaryota; Fungi; Ascomycota; Sordariomycetes; Amphisphaeriales; Sporocadaceae
Product: putative U-snRNP-associated cyclophilin
Exons: 5
Coding region: 1-549 (182 amino acids)
Biological process (GO): protein folding; protein peptidyl-prolyl isomerization
Cellular component (GO): intracellular membrane-bounded organelle
Molecular function (GO): peptidyl-prolyl cis-trans isomerase activity
Source: RefSeq, a predicted model, not a curated record